UUGUGGGGUAGGUCGCAGAUAUUCGUGGUCAACACGACAUAUAUCAAAUAAACCUCGUUCAUUCCGAAAGUGCGCUUUUCGAUUCGUCACCCUUGACAAGUGAAUACCUGUGAGUCACCGUGGGAUCGAUUUCCGGUCGGGAAAACCAUCUUGGAAAGAUUCAGGAGAGAAUUUGGUCUUCCGAAGCAGAAUCGGGCGUGAACGGGUCCUACGCGGCGUAACUAACGUCUGCUUCCUUGUACGAUGUGAUUAUACGCAGUAUUGAAUUUUUCGACUGUUACCAGACAAAAAAAAUCGACGGUCACGGCUGCUACAUCGGAAUUCUGUGAACAUUCUUUGACUCCAUGGCGGAGAAAAUGUAUUACUGGGGCGAGGAGAAGGAUCAAGUUGACCCCGACCAGACCUUCAUACAAUUCAAGGCCAAAUCGGUGGCGACGGAUAAGAAGCGCGAGCCGUCUCGUACUGUGCCGAAGAUGACGGUGUCUUCGCCACAGGGUAAAAUGACCGAGAUUGGUAAUAGAGAGGAGGAUGCCGAACGCGGCGGGUGGGACAAUAAAUUGGAUUUCCUAUUUUCUUGCAUAAGUGUUUCCGUCGGAUUGGGAAAUGUCUGGCGGUUCCCUUAUCUAUGUUAUAAAAAUGGUGGUGGCGCUUUCUUGAUCACUUACGGUAUUGCAAUGCUGUUUUGCGGAAUCCCUAUAUUUUUUCAAGAAGUCGCUAUUGGACAAUAUCUUGGAGCUGGUGGAAUGUCGCUAGUGGGACAAUUGUGUCCACUACUGCAAGGUGUAGGAUAUGCUACGAUGACCAUUGUAUUCUUCCUCGACGUAUAUUACUGCAUAAUUAUUGCUUGGACUCUUUUCUAUCUAAUAAGCAUGUUUGUGAAUUUACCGAAAGUACCUUGGAGUGGAUGUGGAAACUGGUGGAACACGAAUGAUUGUUAUGAUGCGACCCAUGAGGGCAGUGAGUACGGAAAAAUAAACUGUUCAAAUUCUGCCGAAAAUAAUACCUGUCACCAUACCACGCCGGUAGAAGAGUAUUGGGAUCGACGAGUCCUCGGCAUCACGUCUGGCAUCGAGAGCAUCGGCAAGAUCCAGUGGGAGCUGUUAGGCUGCCUGGUUAUCGGCUGGAUGCUCGUUUACUUUAUCAUCCGUCGCGGUCUUCAUCAGAGCGGUAAGAUCAUCUGGUUUUCAGCCUUGUUCCCGUACGUGGUGCUUUUCAUUCUUAUGCUCAGUCCUGGACCGUGGAUAGACGGCGCUACCCAGAUCUUCUUCGCGUAUAGCAUCGGCACCGGUGCCCUGCCCGCUCUGGGCUCAUACAACAAGUUCCAUCAUAAUUGUUAUAGAGACGCAAUAAUUACUUGCGUAGUCAACACCCUGACAUGUCUUCUGGCCGGUUGCGUAACGUUUUCGAUACUGGGUCACAUCGCCCAAGAACAGCAAACGCAGGUGUCCGAGGUUGUCAAGAGCGGACCUGGUCUCGUCUUCCUCACGUAUCCUGAGGUCGUUUUGAAGCUACCCGGUGCUUCGUUGUGGGCCAUUAUAUUCUUCGUUAUGCUACUCAUACUCGGUAUCGACAGUGAAUUUUGCAUCGUGGAAUCUUUCAUAACUGGUAUGGUUGACUACUGGCCGGAUACACUUCGCCCACACAGAAUCAAAUUCACCAUCGCUAUCUGCCUGAUAAUGUUCGCUCUGGGAAUUCCGAUGAUUACGAAUGGGGGAAUUUACAUUUUUCAAUUGAUGGACUUCUACUCCGCGAGCGGAAUGUCUAUUCUGUGGGUUUGUUUCUUCCAAACAAUCUCAAUAUCAUGGAUUUUCGGAGCACAGAAGUUCUGUGACUGCAUACAUCAGAUGAUGGGUAUUCGAUUAAAUAAAUUCUGGUCUAUAUGCUGGGUUGUACUCGCGCCGGUGAUUAUGCUCUUUAUCUUCGUAUUCCAAAUCGUGCAAUAUAAACCAUUGAAAUAUGGCAGCAACUACGAAUAUCCUACAUGGGCAGAAAUAGUUGGUGUAUGUUUGAGUCUUUCAUCUAUGAUUUGGAUACCGGGAUAUGCAUUGUAUUACAUAAUAAGUACGCCAGGAUCAUUUAAAGAGAACGUCCUGAAAGGUCUACAACCGAACAUAAAAUCGCAUGCAAAAUUACCGAAACGAGAAAAGUCAGCCGUGAUACCUAUGUCAGAGAGCAGCGCAGGCUUAAUUACGAAAAAUAACAGUUUCCUGAGUCAAACAUGAUUAGCGUUAGCGGUUACUUCUAACUUGUUAGGUUACACUUAUCGUAAAAGUAAUAUUUAUAGUAAGAUAAAUAUAUAUAUCUAUAUAUAGUGGGUCCAGCACGAUUGGACAUUCAGUAGUAAUUUGUGUCAAAAUGGACGCGUGUCAAACUAAUCAUUUUCAUGUAGUAUGCUCAGUUAAGCAAUCAUACUAUUAUUUAUUUAAUAA
Molecule: messenger RNA, 2429 nt
Organism: Mycetomoellerius zeteki
Lineage: Eukaryota; Metazoa; Arthropoda; Insecta; Hymenoptera; Formicidae
Product: sodium- and chloride-dependent GABA transporter 1
Biological process (GO): sodium ion transmembrane transport; amino acid transport; nitrogen compound transport
Cellular component (GO): plasma membrane
Source: RefSeq, a predicted model, not a curated record